Molecule: messenger RNA, 1995 nt
Organism: Rhodofomes roseus
Lineage: Eukaryota; Fungi; Basidiomycota; Agaricomycetes; Polyporales; Fomitopsidaceae
Exons: 5
Coding region: 1-1851 (616 amino acids)
Source: RefSeq, a predicted model, not a curated record
AUGUCGAGCCUCUACACCGCGCUGCGCGUCUCACCCAAGAAGAAGCGUGCAUAUGCCGAGGACGAUGACGACCUCCUUACUCCCAAGAAGCUACGCACUGCUCCCCCGACGCCCCCUGCUACAUUGACGCGUCGGAAGGUCAAGCCGGAUGAGGUCCCCCUACCACCACACCUGUCGCGUCUGUUCAACAUCCAGACCGCGCUGCAGCAGGCCCUGGCGCAUGCUCUCGCGACGUGCGCCGUCGCGCCUUCCGAGGACACGGGUAUCGUCCGGAACGUGCUGAACCAUCUCUCGCUUGCCACAUACCAUGGUCUUACCACGAAGUUCGAGGUCAAUGAUCUUCGGAGGCUUUGCUGGCUGUGGGAGUGGGACGGCAAGACGUUGCCUUACCCUCUCGCUCUGUCUUCCCCCACCAGGUCGCCAUCCAAGAGCACGGUGCGCGAGGACAGUCCGGACGAUAACCCAUUUCUCGAGAAUCGGCCCGUCGCGUCAUCUUCCAAGGACUGGACCCGAGGUGGAAUGGGCUUCGUCGUGAGUCAGACAAGACAUUUCUCAAAAGCCUCGAACGCGAGAGUCGCAGCCUACGGCAUUGGCAUCGAGGUAGAGAUGGACAUUGAUAAGGGUAUGAGCGGUGGGAUGGCUGCUGUCGCUCGGUGGACAGCAGCAAGCGAGUCAAGACGGAAGGACGUACGUACGAAGCUCGGACAAUGGGUAGAGCUACACACUGGCAAGAUCACUGUUCCUCAGCUCCCUACAGCGAACUUGCCGUCUCUUCCCAGCACAUCCAAGCCUUCCUCUCUCACUCGCCUUCUCGCCGCUUCCUCUCCUAAGUCGCCUUCCUCGGCCUCUAUCCUGGCGAGAUCGUCAUCACCUACACCUUCGUCUCCGUCCAAGUCUCCAUCCAAGCUCCCACUUUGGUCUCCGUCCAAAAGGCCACAUGAGUUUGCCGUACCAUUCCCGAUCACGCCCUCCAGCAAAGCGGGCACACCAGCGAAGAAUACCAUUUUCUUCCCGAAGACCCCUUCCACGCGUGGACGCUCAGACUCGAUCACUAGCCUGCUCACACCCACAAGCUCUCGAUCGCCUUCCCGAACGAGCUUCAUGACCCCCAGUAGUUCUCGGACUCCUUCGCUAUCCGGGCGGAGCACGCCCACGGCAAGCGAGUCCGGCUCGGUGCCUUCCACACCAACUCACCAGCGUGGAGCGAACGCAGCGACUGUUCCGCAGACGCCAACGAGCUCUCGGCGGCAGGCACUGUAUGACCGCGUCCGGCAGCGCUCUCUCACAGCAUCUCCUACGAAAGGCAUGCUCGGUAGCAAUGCUGGGGCGAGCAUGAGCAGGGAUCAGCUGAACAAGCUGAGUCAGGACGAGGUGCGCCGACGGUGUAUACUUGGACGGCUAGGGGGUGUCGCAGAGAGCGUAUGGAUGUUCUUCUCGAACCCGGGCGGAUCGACGUCUGCACCCACCGUACGCAAGCGCCGUAUGAUGCCUGCUCCCGAGGUAGCAACUGCUGUGAUCAAGUCUUCGCCUGUCCCAAUCUCGUCCGCAGAGGCACAGGAGUCGCUGGACCUCCUGACAAAGCUCUGUCCAUUCUUCCUUCGCCCACUCGACGUCGAUGGCGAGGAAUGGCUCGAGAUGCCUGCGCCAAGCACGAGCGCGGAGGCUGAGAUUGGAUCCAAGGCGAUCACGAGCAGUCCAAGCAAGGUUCCUACUAGUCCCGGGAGGAUCAAAGGCAAGGAUGAGAGCGCUGAGGAGCUGAGAACGAGAAGCCCGAGGAGAGUAAAGCGGGAAGGUGCCGGCCUCCGGGAAGUCCGAGAGAGGAUCCGGAAAGAACUCGAGAUGAACGAUUGAGGAUCUAUUUUUGCGCUAUCUAAUGACCCGGAACGUUCAUUUGUCACUCGAUUUGUACGAGAAAUGUCCUUUUGUUUGCCUGACUGCUCCACAGGCUGUCUUGUUGCACUAGUACUACUGGACCCUAGUCAUGAUUUGUCCACG